GCCUCCGUGCCAGUAGUCGCGAUAUAAAACUCGUGAGACACGCUCGUGAACGAGGAAUCGUGCUUGACUAGUCGUACAGGAACGUAGUUAACGCUGUCACGCGUACGAUAAGAAAACUCGUGGCCGACUACGAAAUCGCGUCGCGGUAAUAGACAGAACCGGAUUCGCUGGUGGCUUAACUUGAAUCGUGCGUCGCGCGCUCGCUUCCAUCGGUUUAUCCACCGGGUGUAAAGGAAACAACGCGUGAAACACGAAGUUUCUGGAGGGCUGCAUCGCGGGGUGCAACAUCUAGGGGAGGAGCAUGAAAACGUCGACGUUAUCUUCGAGUGACAUGAUCAAACAGGAGAUAAGAGAUAUUUGCAAGGAUCUGAUCCUUAGCGAUGAUCAGCUUCGCCGGGUCAUGGAAACGCUCGAGCGCGAACUUAAGAGAGGAUUAUCGAAGGAAACGCAUGAUCAAGCAAUCGUAAAAUGUUUCACAACUUAUGUUCAAGAUCUUCCCGAUGGCACUGAGAAGGGUAACUUUCUGGCCCUGGAUCUGGGCGGAACGAAUUUCAGGGUGUUGUUGAUCACCUUGGACGGGAUGAACUUCGACAUGAAGAGCAAAAUCUACGCUAUACCGCAGAGCCUAAUGUUGGGAACCGGCACACAACUUUUCGAUCACAUUGCCCAGUGUUUGGCACUGUUCGUCAAGGACUUGAAUCUUCAAGACCAUGUUUUACCACUUGGAUUCACCUUCAGUUUCCCCUUGCAACAAGAAGGCUUGACCAAAGGUCGCCUGGUCAGGUGGACGAAGGGUUUCGACUGCAGCGGUGUCGUGGGCGAGAACGUGGUUGCCUUGCUUGAAGAAGCAAUCGCGAGGAGAAACGAUGUGAAAAUUGACGUGUGUGCCAUUCUGAACGAUACCACUGGUACGCUGAUGUCGUGCGCUUGGAAAAAUAGGAACUGCCGUAUCGGCUUGAUUGUCGGUACCGGUACCAAUGCCUGUUACGUUGAGAAAAUGGAGAAAGCGGAAUGUGCGAUCCCAGGAAACUACGAUCCGGAGAAAUCACACAUGCUCAUAAACUGCGAAUGGGGUGCCUUCGGCGAGGAGAAUAGUCUUGAUUUCGUUAUCACGGAAUUCGAUCUCGAUAUCGACCAGAAUUCGAUCAAUCCAUCGAAACAAUUAUUCGAAAAGAUGAUUUCGGGCAUGUACAUGGGAGAAUUGACGAGGCUGGUUCUCGAAAAGGUCGUGAACGCUGGAUUACUCUUUGGCGGAAAGGCUCCCAGUGAUCUCAAGAAACGUGGCAAAUUUUUCACGAAAUACGUUUCAGAAAUUGAAAACGAUGCCAAAGGGAAAUACACAAACUGUCGCGAGGUGCUAGCGGAAUUAGGUCUACGAAACGUGUCUGAUCAGGAUUGUGAGAACGUUAGGUACGUCUGCUCGGUCGUUUCGAGGAGAGCAGCUCAUUUAGCCAGCGCUGGAAUCGCGACAUUGUUAAACAGAAUCGCCGAAGAUAAUGUCACAGUCGGAAUUGACGGCUCGGUCUACAGAUUCCACCCCUACUUCCACGAUCUUAUGACCGAGAAGAUAGGCCAGCUGCAGAAUCACAAGUUUGAUUUGAUGCUGUCGGAGGAUGGUAGCGGUCGUGGAGCGGCGCUGGUUGCCGCGGUGGCCGCCAGAAAACGGUGAAGACAACGGCUGUGUCGGAUCCCUUCAACUUAGCUUAAAAUAAGUUAUAUGCAGUAACGAAUAUAAAUUUGACACACCAUUAAGAUACACGUACAUAGAACACGCAUGUGAUCACGCGUAUGUGUCGAAGAUGAAGUCAAAGAGAAAAAACUAGCUAUUAUAAAAUACAAAAACAAAUGAAAGAACGGGCGAAGCGAAUAAAAGAGUGAAUGAUAUUUUAUCCGUUUACGAGAGAGAGAGAGAGAGAGAGAGAGAGGAAGAGAAUGCGUGUGAGAGUAUGAGAGAAUACGCGAGGGAGCUGCACAUGUACUUUGUACAUACAUAAAGCGUAGCCUAGAUGCGUGGAGACUUGAACGUGACAGUACUUAAAAAGAGUUUCCCUUUUGCAACAUUCAUUUUUACUAGAAAAUAGCAAAAAAGAAAUUCACAGUUACAUAUGGUUGCAUGUGAACGAAUAAAUGUUAAACGAAAUACGAAAACAGUUAUAUUACUGCCAUAAGUGCAGCCAGACACGUAUAAAUAACACAGGUGAAUAAAAAAAGACGCACGAGAAAAGUGAUUCAAUGUUUCUUCGAAGGGCUACGUGAAAUUUGUUGCGGUGCAUAGCUGCGCCUAAAAGUUAUUAUUAUUAUUAUUACAUAUGUCAUGAAGUGUCGACGUUGUCAUGGUCGAUUUCGAUGUUCCUUUUUCAACGUGAGGAUCACGAGAUACGGAUACGAUGGUCCGUGAUUCCGCGAAAUCAAUCUAUUCUAUUUUUUACCGAUCCUCCGAAGUUUUCACAGUAGAAGAAAAGCGCGGAUCUAAAAUCGACUUUAUCAUUCGUACCAUCGUUCUGUUCUAAAACGAUUCUACUGUAUCACAAUAGCGCAAACCGAGGAGAGAAAACGAUAUUUGCGAAAAUGAACGAAUUGUUCGAGUAUAGAAAUGAAUUUGUAAGCAAAAAUUAUUAUCGGAGAUGUCAGAAAAAGUGUGUGCAGAUAUUAGCGGAAAUGUUUUGCAACAUUUAAUUAGAAUAGUUUUAAGGGAUUAGGCGGUUUGAAAUAUUUUUAGAUUUAUAGGCCACGGGAUAGCCCAACGCGUUCUCGUCCUUUGGACGCCCAUUUCUUGUAACCAACGAUGACUACCGAGAUAGACGAAUUAUUUCCCAGCAUUGUCUCGAGAACAGUAUCCCGAACAGCAUCGCGGUACCGUCGUUACUACUAGCUUUACGAUGUACAGAGAAGAAUUAUGCCAAAAACGAAGAACAACAACAAAAAUCUACAUGUUGAAUACGUGCUUAUUAGCACAAUUGAGUUAUGUUUAUCACGUCAUUUUCUCGUGUCGAGAGGUAAUAUUUAUUUCUUUGGAGCUAGGCGAACAACGGAGGAAGAAAUAACUGAAUGUUUCAGAAGGAAAUUAAACAAAUAUAUAUAUAUAUAUAUAUAUAUUCCUACGUGCUGUGACUUUAUUCGGUUUGACUAUCAUUCAGCUCGUGUCUCUGAUUACGAAACGCGAUGCUAAAGAGAGAGCGAGGAAGCUUAGCUAUACCAAACUAUUACUUCUAUACUUAUUUUUGUCGUUACUACGAUAAGGUGUCGCGCCACGAAGCGACAAAAAUGUACUAGACUACGGUCGAUCCGUAGGUGGAAAGAGAGAGGGAAAGAGAAGGUGAUGUUAAUCGCGAUUCACCAGACAAGAAUUCUUUUCGAUACAGUGUUUCCUUGAGUCCACGAUUGUUUGUGAGUGUUCUCGUCAUCAAUGCUGCGACGACUGCGGAGACUGAAGGUGGUGAGUAGUGUCUAGUUUCCAUUAAAUAGCCGAGCAAACGAAGAGAUUGAAUAACGAGUGGGUAAAAGUUGAGCAGACAGAGGAUUAAGUAAUUUACUUAUUUUACGUAAGGAGACUAGAACCCGCAGUUCACUCGCUUCUUUAUGAACUUAUUCGAUUGGUGAAGACUAGACAAAACUUAUCUCGGACUGAUCACGUGGAACCACGUGUGCGUGAUGUUCGAUUUAUCAUAGCAUGUCGAUACGGACAGGCCGUGGCAUAUUUUAUUAAAAAAAAGAGAAUGAAUGAAAUGAAACCGAAGAAAACGUAUACACUCAGAUUCUCAGUACGCGAAGGUUCUCUUGCAAUUAGUCGAGCAUCGAAUUUAAUCCUAGAAAUCGUAAGAAAAGCCAAUGGCUCCGAGAGACGUGAUCCAAGAUCGAUCAGCGUGUCUUCAAGAUAGUGAAAUAUUCUGUGAAAUGUUUAUUAAUAUAAAGGGUGAGUCAAUAUGAAAUGUCCCGUACAAUAGCUUUAUUAAAACACUGUACAUGACUUGAUUAUACGAUCGAGAUUUUUAAUGUAAAAAAAUAAAGAAUACAUUCUCAUAUUUAUUAAACGAAAACGUAACUCUGCCUGGAAUGAUAAGAUCAAUGAUCAGUGGAUAAUUUUAAGUAAUAUUUAUUACUGACUCACUCUGUAUAUUUAUUGAAAGACAUAUUCUCUAUGUUCAUCGACGCUAAGAAGGAACAGAGCAUUGCUAACAGGAGGAUCGUUCAAGACGAUAAAUUGUAUCAAACUCGCCGGAGCCUUCGCCAAUUUCGGAGCGACUUUUUUACACUCACGAAAACUGGUUAAUAUUGUUGAGAUGUGUACACGUUUAAAGGUGCAAAAUAAAAGUCAUCGUAAAUCCUGUU
Messenger RNA from Ceratina calcarata, 4329 nucleotides. It is a transcript of the gene Hex-A, whose product is annotated as Hexokinase A. The coding region runs from base 302 to 1669 and encodes 455 amino acids. Gene Ontology annotation, molecular function: ATP binding; fructokinase activity; glucokinase activity. Gene Ontology annotation, cellular component: cytosol; mitochondrion. The record is from RefSeq and is a predicted model, not a curated record. The transcript has 7 exons. Gene Ontology annotation, biological process: intracellular glucose homeostasis; glucose 6-phosphate metabolic process; glycolytic process. NCBI's taxonomy places the organism in Eukaryota, Metazoa, Arthropoda, Insecta, Hymenoptera, Apidae.